AUGGCCUCUGCCGAAGAGCACUCACCGGUCCAGGGUAGUUCAGGGUGCAACUCCACUACCUUAGUCGAUCCAUUAUCAUAUCCACUGCCUUGGGAGUUAGCGUUACGGGUACUGUCAUUUAUCGACUCGCCGAGGAAACUGUCGCAGUUGUAUGGGGUGUCGCGGAGAUGGCAAUCUCUUUGUAGCGAUGAUAUUUUGUGGAUGAAGCUGGUAGAACGCCGCUGGAAGAACAAGCUAUAUCAUCACUUGGACUUGCAUAUUAGAGUUGAUUAUACAAACUUGAUGGAGAGCCUCUCUGUAAAAGAAAUGAAGUCUUUGCUGAAACGCAGACAGGUAUCUGUCGCUGGACUGGUUGAGAAGAGUGAACUGGCUGAUGCUGUUGUAAAGUCGCUGCCACAAUUCAGCCCAACUGUACCAUCCAAGAACAAUUCGGGGAAGUGGAGGACGUCGUAUAUUGUUGCUGAACUCGACUCAAAACGAACCCGUAUUACAAAAAGUGAAGUGACUGGAAUCGAAUGGAAGUUCCGAUUCCGUCAUUGGCAAGAGGGUCUAUUUGUAAAGGCCACGUUUGAUGACAAGUUCAAUUUGGUCAUUCCGGACAUAUUUGACAACGUCAUGAGAUACAGAUUCUUUGAUAAUAACUCGAGUAUUCGAGUUGAGCAAUAUCCUGAAUUGCAUGAUGCUGGAGAGAAUAUUGUUGGUUGGACGUAG
Molecule: messenger RNA, 711 nt
Organism: Synchytrium microbalum
Lineage: Eukaryota; Fungi; Chytridiomycota; Chytridiomycetes; Synchytriales; Synchytriaceae
Exons: 6
Coding region: 1-711 (236 amino acids)
Molecular function (GO): protein binding
Source: RefSeq, a predicted model, not a curated record